AUGAAAAAGGAUGGUGGUUUAUUGCUUGUGCAUGAGAAGAAUAGCUUGGGGAUAGGUGGUAUGUGUAGAUACAUUUUACAAGUAGAUCACAAAAAACUUAAAGAGGAUGGAAUUGAUACGCAGGAACUAUAUUUAAGAUUUAAAAACCUAGAAAGUCCGUUACUGCGACCAGUUUAUCUAACUGGCCCAUAUGCAUUCUAUAUUGACGUAAGGCCGUGCAACUAUGACGAGGAUAAGACCUAUAUUGGUUCGGAGGAUGUAGCUUUUUGCAGUGAUUUAAAGCCGGACGAGAAAUUUAAGGCCAAACUCUAUUUCAAUGCCAAUUCUCGAUUGCAGACCAAGAAUGCCCGAGAUGAAAUAUAUUCCUGGACUAUAGACAUUAUAUCACAACUAGCUGUUGUUACUUUCCCUAUUCUGAAAUAUAGCUUUAAAGUAGGGACUUCAAAAAAGAUAGUGAAGAAGUCAAAGGGUAAAAAAGUCACAUCUGUUAGGGGGCUAAGUUUGAAAAUGUGGGAUGAAAAAUCCUUGUGGAACUUACCGCCUAAGUAUCCUGAUAAACCAAUUCAUUUAGUAAUACUCACACAUGGUAUAUUUUCGAAUGUAGGAUGCGAUAUGCUCUAUAUGAAGGACAAAAUUGAACAGACGGCCAUGAAUAUUGAAGAGCGAUAUAAUCCCAAUGUGGUUGUUAGAGGGUGUAUGGACAAUAUGGGCAAAUCGGCACAUGGUAUUUAUUAUCUGGGGAAGAGAUUAGCCAAAUUUGUAGUGAGAACUGUUGAAGAAUUAAGAAAAGAGUAUCACGUUGAUAAGAUAUCAUUCAUUGGCCAUUCCCUCGGUGGUCCUACUCAGUCUAUGGCUAUACAUUACAUUUCAGUUAUGUAUCCUGACUUUUUUAAUACUGUGUCUGGCAUAAAACCAAUGCAUUUUAUUGCACUAGCCAGUCCCUUUAUCGGUGUCAUAGGUGAUUUCCCAUUAUACUUAUCUGUACCGCUUGAUAUGGGUGCUUUAGGAUUGACAGGAAGGGACUUGAAUCUAAAAUACACACCCUUAACAUCUAACGAAGGUCUUUCAGCUUUAACAUUGGCGCAAGAAAACUCACAUCUACCAAAGAAUAUUCUUGAAAUAAUACCUCAACCACCAGCACAGCAAGUUUUCCAGUUGUUUAUGAACAGAACCUUAUAUGCAAACAUUGUUCACGAUGGUAUAGUGCCUCUUCGUACAGCAGCUUUGUUAUACUUAGAUUGGAGAAGUUUGACACAAGUAAAAGAUAUUAAAAAGUCUGCUGGGGAAAAGAGUAAUAAUAAGAUUACAGAAGAUUCACCAACAGAUAACGAAUCUGUCAGUACUACAAAUAAAGAUAACAAAAUGGGAGAAAUUCCUUCAGAAAGCCCUAACAGUAAGAACUUUUUACAAUGGGCUCUACCUCAAGUAAUAAUAAAAGGACCCAAGAUGAAUAAAUUCAAAAGAGGGCAAAUCAUGGACACCAAAAGUAAUGAAUCUUCGGAUACGGACACUGAGAGCUCAGAUAGUAAGCAGGAACAGAAAUUUAAAGGACCCUCUGAAGCAUCGACGUUCAUGUCAGCUCUGUCGACUCUUACCGCACCAGUACCGACUCAAGAAUACAUUAAAAAUCCUAAGGUAAGGAAAGACCGUGUUGUUCAUGAUAGAGUUUACGAACCACAAGAUCUACCAGAGCAACAUUACUUGAAGAGAUCUACUAUGAAGAGAGUGGUAUAUCCAAACGAAAGUGUGAACCGUAUUCAGGAGCGUAUUGCUAGAGCCUGGCAAAUGAACAUGUCUUGGAGAAAAGUCCUGGUUGAAAUUCAGCCAGAUUCACACAACAAUAUUGUUGUGAGAAGGAGAUUUGUUAAUCUUUAUGGUAAUGUAGCAGUAUCUCAUAUGGUCAGAGAGCAUUUCGGGUUGGAGGCAUGUAAGAAGCAAGCUGGUGUUAAUAAUAAUAUCAAAUUAACUAAACUAUAA
Nakaseomyces glabratus is the source of this 1977-nucleotide messenger RNA. RefSeq names its product putative hydrolase. The record is from RefSeq and is a predicted model, not a curated record. Gene Ontology annotation, molecular function: monoacylglycerol lipase activity. Lineage: Eukaryota; Fungi; Ascomycota; Saccharomycetes; Saccharomycetales; Saccharomycetaceae.